UAUCAGCAGAAAAUGUCCUCAAGGAGCGGUUCAGAGUGGCGGACCAUCUCCUGCCGUCAGGCAGCCCCAUGGGCGCGCCUCUCUCCUCCUCCCUCACCCCACCUCUCGUCUCCUCCUCCUGGACCCUCGGCCACAAGUUCGACCAGUCCAAUUGGAGCAAGGAUCAUCAGGGAGGCCGCAUCAACGCCUCUCCAGACAGCCUGGAGACGUCACCCAACCCCAACCAGAACGGCUCUGCUGCUGGUGCUGACACGCCUUCCCGCCGGCACAGGAGGGAAGGCGGCAGAAGAGCAGGAAGCUGCACUGGCGGUGGGAACGGAAGUAGGAAAUCUGUUGGGGAGGAGAAGGAAUUGGAGGGGAAAGCUUCGGGUGAAGAAGUGGCAUCUCUGAUUCGCUCCCAGUCUCGGAUCACUGAGCAGCUGACAGCUGUCGCCGACCGAUUGGAUGGGCUGCUGUCACGGUUGGAUAUCAUUUCGACUGGAGCAGGGGGUGCUGUGACGAGAAACGGGACUGCGGUGGGGAAUGGCGGCAGCAGCCAAUUGAGUCCUGCCACGUCAGCGUUGACUGGCCAGCUUGUGGCAGGAGGGAACGGGAGGCUCACUCCUGUUUCUGCUGCUGCUGCUGGUGCUGCUGGUGCUGGGGGUGGUGUGAUGGGACUGAUGAAUGGUGCUGCUGGUGUAACGACAGUGGGCAUGGGUGGUAACAAUCAUUGUUACGAUGUGAACGGAGUUGGAGUGAAUGGAGUGGGGAGCGGUUCAGAGGGCUUUGUAGCAAUGGCCCCAGUACCAGUGCCAGCAGCAGCAGCACUGGUGCUUGAAGUGAGGGAGAUCGCCAACAACCAAAGAAGGCUCGGGUCUGAGAUUGACUCCUUGAGUCGUCUCCUUCGCGACUCGCUCGAUUCCGAUACCCCCUCCUCCGCACGCCAUCGCUCCUCCCAUCGCCCUUACUCCUCCUUGCCCCACCACUCCCACUACUCCUCACUCUCUGAUUCCCCCACCUCUGAUUGGUCUGUGUCUCGGGUGGCGACUGUUGCACUGCCAGCUAUUGCCGCGUGUGCUGUUGGGUUGGGCUUGGCCGUGCUGGUGAGGGCAAAACGGUCCAACUAGUAGUAACAAAGGAGGAGUUUGGAGGUUUCUUGAAACAAUGGAAGGGUGGUGGUGGCAUGGAUGGAAUGGCCCACAUAUAUGGUACUCAUUCAGAACUGUGGGCACAGCACAUCCGGAAGGGAUUUGAGCAAGGAAUGUGGUAUGUGCACAAUGGAGAGCAUAUAUCUGCAUGCAAUGCUGUGUCUGAAAUGCCGUGUAAAUUGAAAUGGUAUAACCAUCUGAAGCUGAUGAUAUGUUGAGGGAUUAUAUUUACCCACAUGGGAGGGAUCA
Closterium sp. NIES-67 is the source of this 1376-nucleotide messenger RNA. NCBI's taxonomy places the organism in Eukaryota, Viridiplantae, Streptophyta, Zygnematophyceae, Desmidiales, Closteriaceae. The record is from the annotation of a GenBank genome assembly.